GCGGCCGGGCCCGGCUGCGCGUUGGCUGCGGGCGGUGCCGCCAGUGAGGCUGCGCUGAGGCUGCGGGGCCGGAUGGCCGAGCCGCCCGCCCCGCGCACUCGGGCGGCGGCCGGCAGCGGGCGAGGACACCGGGCGAGCCCUCCCUGCCGGGAGAGCCAGCCCUGCGGCACACGGCAGCGCCAUGGUCUCAUGGAUCAUCUCCAGGCUAGUGGUGCUUAUAUUUGGCACACUUUACCCUGCAUAUUAUUCUUACAAAGCCGUGAAAUCAAAGGACAUCAAAGAAUAUGUCAAAUGGAUGAUGUACUGGAUCAUAUUCGCGCUCUUCACGACAGCAGAGACAUUCACGGAUAUCUUUCUUUGCUGGUUUCCAUUCUACUAUGAACUCAAAAUAGCUUUUGUAGCUUGGCUGCUGUCUCCAUACACAAAAGGCUCCAGCCUCCUGUACAGGAAAUUUGUUCAUCCAACUCUGUCUUCAAAAGAAAAGGAGAUCGAUGACUGCCUCAUCCAGGCAAAAGACCGGAGCUACGAUGCCCUCGUGCACUUCGGGAAGCGGGGGCUGAACGUUGCAGCCACGGCAGCCGUCAUGGCAGCUUCAAAGGUCUCUCAGCUACUCCAUUUACACUUGUAUUGGGACCAGAAAAAAGGGCAGGGACAGGGAGCCCUGUCUGAGAGACUACGGAGCUUCAGCAUGCAGGAUCUGUCGAGCAUUCGUGGGGACAGCAGCAGCACCGUCCCUCCCUCGGUCACUGUACGGACAAGUAGCAAACAGAGCCACCCAAAACCAUCCAGAAGUGCAUCAGAAGGCACUGGCAGCUCAGUGUGCACGUGUUGCUCGGUGUGCCGACUUCUCAGAGGUGAGUGCUGGAUUUCCUGGGUCCUGGUAUCCAUGCAUCCCUUUUGGGCAUGGCUGCAUUCCCCAGCCUGGCUUGCUCCUGAUGCUCACUGGGUUUCCUAACACCGGGGGGGCAAAGCAGGGGGAGGCCAGGCUGUGAGUGGGUUUGGGAGCUGUGUGUGUGCUCAUGGCAAGAAUCUCAGUGCUUCUCGCCAUACUGACCUGUGUCACCCAAGGAUGGGGAUUGUUCCUCUGGAGAAAAUCUUCAUUCCUUUCUCUUCUAGAGGAUGUGCCAUGUCCUUGCUGUGCAGUGUAGCUCCUCUGCCCCAGUGCUGGUGUAAAUCCGCUAGGAAUGCAGCAACAGCAAAACCUCCUCAGCCCCAGCCCUGUUUUGCUGUGUUCCCUAAGGAUUGGCACAUGUUUCUCCAUUGGUGGAGAGGACAUUUGUGUUUGGGGUGAACAGGGUGUGUAGCAAAUCCCAGCAGCAGACCAUGCUAAGACCAAAUUGAACUGACUGUCCCUGAUUCAGUCUCUGGCAGAAGCAUUUUUGAAAAAUGUCCCCACUGUCCCCAGCAUUUAUUGUGUUUACAAACGUCAGAGUGCAGUGAAUGGUUUAGCUGCCGGUGGUCUUUUCAGUGCUGUGCCAGUUAGCUGGGUUGCUAAGAGCCCAGACAUGUCACUUCUGCAUUUUUCCCCAGUGACAGAUGAAAGGAGUGGGAGAACUCCAAUUUGGGCAUGCCAGAGGAUGGGACUGCCAAGCAGCUUGUCUGGGGAGAAAAAAAGAAAUGCUGACUGGCAGUGUCUCAUGUUGGUGGAAGCAAAAAAACCUUUGUAACUCCUUUUCUUCUCAUCUCAUGUGCUUUUUGUGUAUUUUGCACACUAAUCAACCUGGAGACAGCAGCAGAGGGACUAAAGGAUCACAGUGCUGCCACCGUGCUGCAGGCACCUGUGCCUUCCCAGAGCCCUGCACCUGGUGCCAGAGCCCUGUGCAGUGCUGGUGCUUGGAGCCUGCUGGUUCCAGGCUGGCACAGCCUCCUUGCACCCUGCGUGGGUGGCAAAACCACCCUCAUACUUGAUUUGCUACCCUUCCUUUUCUGGGUGAGUGUGCCAUUGUGCAGGACAAGGAAGCAUGUUUAAGGUGAUAUCUGUUGAAACGACCAUGAAACACUUGUAUUCACAGGGCAUUUUAUUAGAACUCUUCUAAUUUUAGCCUAAACCUAUUUUAUGGAUUUGACUUCAAAGUGUUAUUUAUAAAAAGAAUCACCGAAUCCUCAUGGGCUUAAAAGUCAUGAGGUAAUCUUAGGAAAGUCUUUUAAUGAUGCUAAAGCAGCAAUCAGUCCAAUGUGUUUAUGAAUUGGACCCAAAGUAAUUCGGAUCUUGUUGAAAUUGAAUCCCCUGUCUUUCACAUUGGCUUGUUUUACUAUUCCUGCCCCCUCUCCAGCAUAAUCCAGUCCCUUAGACCAUGUCAAUAGGGAUGUGCCAAGGCUCUGUGUCAUAGAGGGCUCAUUCUGUCUCCACAGGCUGCCCUUUCUCUGUCUCCAAGGCAAUAGAUGCAUUAAUGCACUCUCAGACAGUGGCCUGCCAUUAAAAUGCUCCUUUGUAAGUGCAUCUUUGGUAGCUUGGAGAGCUGACUACAUCAUGUGAACAUUUUUCAGUGCCACAAAAAGCUGGGGGAAGAAAGAAUCUAAUUUUGUUUAGCUAGGACUAAGUUGCCUUGAGCUAUUGGCACUCAUCUUCUCUUGGUGCAAACUUUAGUGUAGCAAAUUUCAGAGUCCCAUCAUUAACAGCUCUCAUUUCCUAAGAGUUUAUAAUCUAAAUGGGCAGAUAGUCAAGUCUUUCCUCAAGCAAGCAUAUUAAAAGCUGCUUUAGAGCCUUGGUGCAGUCUUUUUGGCAGGAGCAGUUGCAUUAAUGCUCUUGCAGGUAAAACUCAAUUAUUUCACUCUCUGACUCACAGAAACCUCUUCAGCUCUUGGGAGAGCACAGGCUGGUGGAGCAAAAGUCCAAGCAUUCUGCUCCCUGGAUGAUACCCUGAGAGAAGGUGUCAGGAGGAUGAGGCCUGCAGGUGCCAUGGAGUGUGCAUUUCUGGAGAGCCUGAAGGCCAGGAUGAGCCCCCUGAGCAGGACUGUCCCUGUCAGCACGGGUGGGCUGGGUGCUGAUGGGCUCCUCUGCUCUGGAGCAGGUCUGUCCCUGUCAGCACGGGUGGGAUUCUCUGUGCUGAAGCUGUUGGCUCCACAGGAGAGCCCUUUCCUGCCCAUUUGGAUCACUCCCACUGGCCUCACAGUCUGACAUGACAAAGCAUUGAUGCAAUUCAGGACAUUCAUCCUCCUGUGCUCUGGGCAGCUUCACUAAAACACAAGCCUGUUUGACAGAUGUACUCCAGCACAUCUUUCUGACAGCUCCUAUGCCAGCUCCUCUUGCUUUUGUUCCUGGCCAGGCUUUGCUGGUGGAACUCCUUCCAGGUUUUUACCCAAACUUCUGAUUUAUCUCCUUUGUGUUCUGUGGAAAGUCAGGCUGCAGCAUUCAGGAACAAUGGUACAAUUAUGUAACAGCUCUUUUUCCCUUUCAGAGAGGACAGAGUGAAAAUCUCCAGGGAUAUCUGUUUGUCUUUUGGCAGUGCCUGGCAGAUGCUUAAACGCUGCUCAAUAUUAAACAAUCUUGCUUGUUGGGACCAGCAUUUAAGAAGUAACAAAAUAUGUUUGGUGGUGUUCUCUCAACUAAUGUCUCUUAGGUGCUGUUGCAAAGACCCGGGGCAUGGUUGAGAGGGAGAAACCAUUUUAAUUCUUGCAGAGAAUAAAUAUAUCUCUUGUGAAUUGAAGAAUCAGGUGUAUAUCAGGAGAAUUGUUGGGACUGCAAGUAUUUGAGGGGGCAUUUAAUACUAAAGUGCUGAUCAGAAGCCUUGGGCAGUGUAAGAAACGUGCAGGGACAUUUGUGAUGAACGGGUCUGUUUGGGGUGUGCACUGCAGGGUUGUGCUUCACAAGGUGACAGAUCACACCCAACCAGCAGUGCAGCUCACCAAGGACCUCAAUGGGACAUCCACUUAAUUGUGCUUUAAAUAAAUUACCUCAUUGUUCUAUUAGCUGAAUCCAACCCCUCCUUUGUGGUGUGCUCAGGAGUGCACGUGAGUUAUUACAGUGGAAAGUGCUUUAAAAACACUAAUUGACUUUAUGUCAAGGGAGCUGAUUGUACAUCUCUGAACUAAUUCAAUUAAAUUGUGUAGGUGGUUUUAUUUUGGUUCUUAGCCAGUUUUGCUUCCAGCUCUUAUUCGGUGGAUUUUUUUUAACCUUAUUGAACUUAAAGAACAAACAGCAAUUUUCUGUUGCUCUAGGCAUUUUGUUCCUUAAAAUUUCCCUUUACUAAAUACUGAAGCAAAUUUUUACAGGGCUGGCUUGCAUCACUUUGCGCUGGUAUUUCUGAAUAGCAUUUUGUGAUUUUCUUUUUGAGAUUUAAAAAUAGUUUCAGAUGUAUUUUGGUUACUUCAGGGAAGAAAAAAAAUUCACAGAAAAUCAAUAGUUUUUAAGUACAUUUGCGUUGUACCAGCAGAAAGUGAAAACAUUAAUUAUUGUUUAAUAAACUUCAGCCGAAUGACAGAUAUGAUAAAAGCAAAGAUGAAUAUUUCUGUGUCCUGAAACAAUGUUCCUUCUCCCUCUGCAGCCAAAUGUUUUCUCCUAACAGUUUAUUCUUUCUUUUUCUCUAUGUAAAUAUUAUGGGACUCUGAUGUAAGUGUUACAGAUUGCAUGAAUUUUCCUCUGAGGUGUUUGGAAUAGACUAGCACUUAACAACUCACUCAUUUGUGGGAUGUGUUUUCAUUAACGGAUGACUUUGUUGAUGUAAUUAGGCUUGUUUGCUUUGGUUGCAUUUGACUCCAGCUUUGGAAAGGAUGUCUGCCUCUGUUUGGUGGCUCCUGGGCAGUGUGUGCUGGUGUAGUUGGCUGCUCCUAACUCCUUGGUUUGGCAAUGAAAAGUGCUGGGGAAGUACAGGACUUGGGUCAAUGUCUUUUGGAAAUGAUGGUGAAUUUAUCUUUGUUGCAGGGGAAAGAAGCUGAUGGCCAUCGUAUAAUAAAUAUCUGUUCUCCCGUGCUUAUUAAGUGGUGUGCAAACCUCUUUAUAUGAAUGAUGCCCUGGAAAGGCUUAACUUUGGAGUGACUUUACCUUCCAUUACAGUAAUACAAUACCUCGCUCUUGGUUUGUGUAGUCUGUGACUGUGGUUUUCCCAUUGCUCCUGAGGAAUUCACUUGAUAGGAGAAAGAAGUAUUGUCCUGGCAAAAUAAGGGGAGCUCCAAUGUCAAAGCUGUCUGAUUCCCACUGUAAUUGUACUUAAGUGUCCAGAUUUUUCAGAGGAUCUAGAUCCAAGUAAUUUGUUCACUUGCACUUAAAAUGGGCCAGGUCCUGACUUCUGUUGUACUCAAGAAAAUCCAAAGGAAUUUGGUACAGAUUUAUAUGGCAGCAUGGACCAGAGUCCGAACCAAAGUGAUUGCUGAACCAGCACACAGCUGAAUCCCAGAUAUUGCUGCAGAAAGAGUCUUGCAAGUGAAAUUUCUUACUCUUUUUGAAUCAUAGACAUCAAAGAUUGCAGUGAUCUGGCCCUACAUUUCCUGGUCCGUGCUGGGUUGUUCCCUGAGGUGCAUUAACAGCUCAGAUCCCAACUCUGCAGAGCACUCAAAUGUCUGCUUUAACUUGAAAUGUGUCCAUUUUCAGGGCUUCCCACCCAAUGUGUGGAUUGGGAGGAAUUGUGAUGGAAUUAUAGGAACUGGAAUUAAAGGAAUUAACUGGAAUAAUCUAUUUCCUUAGACUGUUUACAGUCAGAUUCUGUCUUGCUUUAGUGGAGAGAGAAGUGCAAUGUGGUCUGUGCACUGAAAAGGUGUUUGCAAGAGGCAGCAGCAGCUUUAGUCCUGGAGCACCAGCCCAUUUCCCACUUCUGCAGCAAUUCAGCCCCUUCACACCGAGCUGUGGGGCCAUAAAUGUAACAGGUGGAGACACCUAAAACACAGCCCACCCUGGGAUGGGGAGUGAGAGUCUCCCAAACAGUCAGGGCAAAGGUCUGGUGUAUGAUCCGUGUUUUUACACAGCCACCUCCUGGCUGUGACAGUCCUUGGGGGUUGUUGGUUGUUCCCUGGAGCAGACACACUGCUGACUCUGCUACUUUGGGGACAUCUGAUAGUGACCUGAGGCCCCACAGCCUCAGAUCAUAAAAAUGGCUCUUAGAAACACACAGGAGGUCACCCAAGCCCAAGUGCUGUCCUCAAAAUGCACGCUCCAGCCCUGGCAAUGUUGUGCUCCUCAAUCUUUACCUUCUCUGGUAACAACCCUCGGUGUCCCAGAACCCUUUCAUUCUCUUUAAACGUCCAUCUCCUUUCUCAGCUGUUCCUCAUAUGUGUGUUUGUUCUUCUGAUUAACCCCUGCUUUACACUUUUACUCACCCUCUUGGUGUCAGAAAAUCAGUUUUUUUAUCAUAUCAUCACCAUAGUCACAAAAAAACCCCAAUUUCAGAGCUGGGACUCACGUGGCAGCUUCUCUUUGGAGAUGAGUUCUCUGCCAUCCCACAACAGCAGAAUGCUUCCACAAAUGUGGGACGAAGGCUGGCACCCCAAAGUCUGGCAGAUCAAUAUGAGCUUGGCUUGCUCACAGUACAGAUGUCCUUCCCAAGGCAGGACAGGCAGGGAAUCCUCCCUUCUUGUUCCAGGUCUGAAGGAAAGUGCCAUGUGUGUAUUAAAGAUCUUUUCUCAUCAAUGGCCAGAAAAGUGGUGGAAAAGCCUAGGAGAGCCCAUCUUCCUUUUUCCAGUUCAGUAAGGCUGAAGCCAAACCAGUUCCCAUUUGGCUGGGGCAGUGUCCCACUCACAAUGAGGUGGAGCAGGGAAGAAGAGGGCCCAACUUCCAGAGAACUUUACAGAGCUCUCAGCUGCAGGGAUCAAUGUGCCAGCUUGGAGGCUGAGCUCUCCUCCUGAUCUUCAUGGAAGCAGCUUCAGGACAUGGAUGUGAUGCUUGGACUGAUGGGGAGAAUGGAGAAGCCUGCAGGAGACUGUGCCUGCUGUGGAG
Motacilla alba alba is the source of this 6865-nucleotide messenger RNA. RefSeq names its product receptor accessory protein 1 (gene REEP1). Gene Ontology annotation, biological process: endoplasmic reticulum tubular network organization. Lineage: Eukaryota; Metazoa; Chordata; Aves; Passeriformes; Motacillidae. Gene Ontology annotation, molecular function: microtubule binding. Bases 182 to 955 code for a protein of 257 amino acids. Gene Ontology annotation, cellular component: endoplasmic reticulum tubular network; cytoplasmic microtubule; endoplasmic reticulum membrane. The transcript has 8 exons. The record is from RefSeq and is a predicted model, not a curated record.